Molecule: messenger RNA, 939 nt
Organism: Erinaceus europaeus (western European hedgehog)
Lineage: Eukaryota; Metazoa; Chordata; Mammalia; Eulipotyphla; Erinaceidae
Product: apomucin-like
Exons: 6
Coding region: 601-939 (112 amino acids)
Source: RefSeq, a predicted model, not a curated record
ACCAACUGAGCAAGAGACCACAGGCACAGAAGAGGGCACCACAGCAGGACAGUCCAAUCAGGGCGCUAGGGCCACUCGACCAGGCUCUCCAGGCAGUGCCAGUGGCUCCACUGUGUCUGGAUCAUCUGUGGCAGGGCAACACACCAAGGCUCCAUCAUCCCAGGGCUCUAGCACCACUGGACCAGCACCUAAUGACUCUGGAAAAACAGGGCCACCUGCAGAAAGCUCUGGGACCUCAGGCGAGCCUCAGGAAGGAUGUCAGUCCACAAGCUCAUCUGUCAAUCAACCUCGCACCUCUCAACCAGCUGCAGUGCAGUCUAGAACCACUGGGCUAUCUGUCAUGGAGGCAGGAACCACAGGGCAAUCCGUGCAAGACUCCAGGACCACCUGGCCUGGCUCAGCAGGCAGUAGCAGUGGACCCACUGGGGCUGGAACAGCAGGAGCAGGGCGCCAGACCACGGCUCCAUCAUCCCAGGGCUCUGGCACCACUGGACCAUCUUUUGUUGUCUCUCAGACUUCAAGCCAGUCUAAGGAAGGAUCUGAAUCCACAGGCUCAUCUGUCAUAGGAUCUGAUUCCACUUCAACCUCCUUGGUGUACCCAUGGGCACCACUGGCUUCUCUUCUACCCUGGUGGGCACUACUGCUUCCUCGGUGGGCAUUGUCACAACCACAAGAGUUUUUCCUCAGGGAUCCUCUGCUGACACAGCUCCAGGAGUCUCAAGCAAUGGAAUUCCUCCAGAACUCGUUGAAUUGCCAUCAAAACAGCCAGAAGUAACAGAAACCACUGGAAAAGGAGAAGAAGACCAAGAAGCAAAAUAUAAAACAGGUUGUCCAGCUGCCCUGCCUCCGCCUCCAGGCCUCACCUGUCAGGAAUCAUCUGGUGAAUGCCACUCCUGUGGGAAUGUUGCUGAAAGGGAAAACCUGAGUGACUACAUUUAG